GUCUUUUGGCCAAAAAGCGUCAUUACAACAUGAAAUACGGCAUCACAUGAUUAGAACUUCCGCACCACAAGAUGCCGUAGAACGACUUCGUCUCUCUGCUUGCACAUGCAAGGAAACCCAAUUUGAGUAUCGUAACAAGAAACAAACGCUUUCAUGUAGUUCAAGAAGAACCUGGAAAGGUUAUUGCGGAGGAAUAGUCAUGUCGCUGCUGGGUCUCACAAGAUUUCUCCUACUGCUGCUCGUCGGACUGUCGGCAGCCGCUCCUCCGUCCUUCCAAAUUGACUACCAGAACGACUGCUUCCGCAAAGAUGGAGAGAAGUUCCGCUACAUCUCGGGCAGCAUCCACUAUAGCAGGAUCCCAAGAGCCUACUGGAAGGACCGGCUGCUCAAGAUGUACAUGGCUGGCUUGAAUGCCAUCCAGACAUAUAUUCCAUGGAACUUCCACGAGGACUCCCCAGGCAUUUACGACUUCAGCGGCGAUCGAGAUUUGGAACAUUUCCUUCAACUGGCUCAGGAUGUCGGUCUGCUGGUCAUCCUUCGACCAGGGCCUUAUAUUUGCGCCGAGUGGGACAUGGGAGGACUACCUGCCUGGCUUCUCCAAAAGAAAGACAUUGUGCUGCGCUCUUCAGAUCCAGAUUACAUAGCGGCAGUGGAUCGCUGGAUGGGCAGGUUGCUUCCGAUGAUGAAGCCUUUCCUCUAUCAGAAUGGCGGCCCCAUCAUCAGUGUGCAGGUGGAGAAUGAAUACGGCAGCUAUUUCACUUGCGACUACAACUACAUGCGUCACCUCUACAAGCUGAUGCGGUCCUACCUGGGCCACGACGUGGUGCUGUUCACUACCGACGGCGCCUCGAUCGGUUUCCUCAAAUGCGGCGCCAUCCAAGGCGUUUACGCCACCGUCGACUUUGGGCCAGGUUCCAAUGUGUCAGCAGCGUUUGCUACGCAACGAUUCGCAGAACCUCGUGGACCUUUGGUGAAUUCUGAGUACUACACUGGCUGGCUGGAUCACUGGGGGUUGCCUCACUCCACUGUCUCUGUCAAAAAGGUGGCCGUGACCCUCAACGAGAUCCUGGUAAUGGGUGCCAACGUCAACCUAUACAUGUUUAUUGGCGGGACCAAUUUUGGAUACUGGAAUGGUGCCAAUUUGCCCUACGCCGCUCAACCGACCAGUUACGACUACAACGCUCCGCUCACUGAGGCCGGCGACCUCACCGAGAAAUACUUUGCAAUCCGGGAGGUGAUCAAAAUGUACCGCAAAAUACCCGAAGGGCUCGUCCCGCCAUCAAGUCCAAAGUUUGCAUAUGAUGCCGUUAAAAUGCAGCAGCUCCAGACGGUGUCUGAAGCUUUAGAUACCAUCUCCUUCUCUGGUCCAGUGGAGAGCAUGUUCCCUCAGACGUUCAUUGACCUCAACCAGGCGUUUGGCUAUGUGCUCUACAGGACUGAGCUGCCAAUGAACUGCAGCACUCCCACGCCGCUAUCAUCGCCCCUGAACGGGGUCCAUGAUCGAGCGUAUGUGUCUGUAGAUGGAGUUGCUUCUGGGAUUCUGGAGAGGAACAAAGUUUUAAGCAUUAACGUGACAGGCAAAGCUGGCAGUCAACUUGACGUCUUGGUGGAGAAUAUGGGCCGGAUCAACUAUGGAAAAGGCAUCAAUGAUUUCAAGGGCCUUGUGAGCAACCUGACGUUGAACAACGUCGUGCUCAAAGGGUGGACCAUGUACAGCCUCAGUAUCGACCAAGCGGUCGCCCAGGGCCUCUUUUGGGAAACAAAGCCCACGUCGGCCACCCCACUUCCUCCCACUGCCCUGUCACUUCCGGCCUUCUACGGAGGAACUUUCAUCAUUCCCAGCGGCAUCCCGGAUCUACCUCAAGACACCUUCAUCAGCAUGCCCAAAUGGCGAAAGGGGCAGGUUUGGAUCAACGGUUUCAAUUUGGGACGCUAUUGGUCGGCGCAAGGCCCUCAGUUGACUCUUUUCGUCCCGGCAAGCAUCCUCAGCACUGAUUUUCCCAACAAUGUGACAAUCCUGGAGCUGGAGGUGAGCCCGUGCCUUUUAGGACCAUGCACGGUGGAGUUCACAACCAUGCCCAUCCUGAACGCAACGGUGCACAGCGACCACAGGCAACGCUGGCCGAUGUUUAGAAAGGAUUUGCUUUAACAAAAAAGGGAGAAUGUGGUAUCUUACUGAAAUCACCAUGUGAUUUGUGACUGAUUGUAGUCUUUUCAUGAUUUGUGACUGACCUGUGUCAAAGUGUCUGAAAUGCUUGAUCACACCUUGGUAUUUUAAGGUUUUUAAUCAGUAUUUUGCCAAAAUAAUAGUUUUUAAUGC
Messenger RNA from Syngnathus acus (greater pipefish), 2320 nucleotides. RefSeq names its product galactosidase, beta 1 (gene glb1). The record is from RefSeq and is a predicted model, not a curated record. Gene Ontology annotation, biological process: carbohydrate metabolic process. Bases 47 to 2149 code for a protein of 700 amino acids. Gene Ontology annotation, cellular component: vacuole. The transcript is spliced from 16 exons. Gene Ontology annotation, molecular function: beta-galactosidase activity. NCBI's taxonomy places the organism in Eukaryota, Metazoa, Chordata, Actinopteri, Syngnathiformes, Syngnathidae.